Messenger RNA from Puntigrus tetrazona (Sumatra barb), 1347 nucleotides. RefSeq names its product PIN2 (TERF1) interacting telomerase inhibitor 1 (gene pinx1). Bases 38 to 1174 code for a protein of 378 amino acids. The transcript has 7 exons. Gene Ontology annotation, cellular component: nucleolus. Gene Ontology annotation, molecular function: telomerase inhibitor activity; nucleic acid binding. Gene Ontology annotation, biological process: regulation of ribosome biogenesis. Lineage: Eukaryota; Metazoa; Chordata; Actinopteri; Cypriniformes; Cyprinidae. The record is from RefSeq and is a predicted model, not a curated record.
CCUACCUGCUCCUCCAUGUGUUCAAGGACCCCUCAAGAUGUCCAUGCUUGCCGAACCUCGUCGUAAGCAGAAGUGGUCCGUGGACCCCAGAAACAGCGCAUGGAGCAACGAUGAGUCCAAAUUUGGACAGAAAAUGCUGGAACGCAUGGGCUGGUCCAAAGGAAAGGGUCUGGGCAGGAGUGAACAGGGGGCUACAGAACACGUCAAGGUUAAAGUCAAGAACAACAACCUGGGUCUGGGCACUGCAGUGAACAAUGAGGAUAACUGGAUUGCCCACCAGGAUGAUUUUAAUCAGCUCCUUGCUGAGCUUAACAGCUGUCAUGGACAGAACACCACUGACCACCUCACACAGGAACAGGGAUUUAGUUUGGAGGAGAAGUCAAAGACAUCCAAGAAAAGGGUCCAUUACAUGAAAUUCACUAAGGGAAAGGACCUGUCCAGUCGCAGCGAAACAGACCUAGCUUGUAUUUUUGGGAAGCGAUCGAAACGACAGACAAGAGACCAAGAUGAGGGAAGCAGUGGGACUGAUUCUCAGGAAGAUGGAGAAGACACAGUUACUGAACCCAGUCCAGAGCCACAGUCAAUCACAGUGAACAGCACACUGACCAUGCAAGAGUACUUCUCCCAGCGGAUGGCCCAGAUCAAGAAGACUCAGGCAGCACGAAACCUAACCGUAUCUUCUUCUGAGGUCAGCAGCAAUACACCACCUCCACUGCCUACAUCUGCCUCCAUGGAGGAGUCCCCGAACACCAGCGAUAUGGAACAGUCCAAAAAGAAGAAGAAAAAGAAAAAGAACCGGGAGACUGAUAGAGAUGAGGUAGAGGAAGAUCCACUGAUCACGGUAAGAGGAGAGAUUGGUGAAGAGCCAAAUCACUCACAGAAAAAGAAGAAAAAAAACAAGAGUAAACGAGAGGAGCGGGCUGAGGAUGGGACUGAAGUGUGCAGCACCCCUACAGUAACGGAGGGUGCCACUGAAGAAGACGCUCCUACCACAGGAAAGAGGAAGAAGGACAAUAAAAAAGCUCUAGAUAUUCAUUCAGAUGAGCCUGAAACUAUAGAAAAUGAGAAUAUGGGCUCUACAGUUUCAGAUAAAAAGAAAAAGAAGAAAAGGAGAGAAGAGGAAGAAGUGACUGAUGAAUCGGUGUCCAAAAAGAACAAGAAAAAGAAAAAAUAGUUUUUUUACAAUUGACUGCUCUUGACCUUGACGUUUUGAUACCAAUGUGAUUUUUAUUAGUGAAAACACCAAAAUGAAUGCCAGCCAAACCUAUGAAUUUAAAGCUAUAAUUGGCUUGUAUCUCCAUUUUUAAACUGGAGAAAAAAAGGAAAAUAAAAAUCAUCUAAUCUGUA